AUGAUAACAUCAGACCACAUCACCUCUAUGAUAACAUCAGACCACAUCAACUCUAUGAUAACAUCAGACCACAUCACCUCUAUGAUAACAUCAGACCACAUCACCUCUAAGAUAACAUCAGACCACAUCACCUAUAUGAUAAAAUCAGACAACAUCACCUCUAUGAUAACAUCAUACCACAUCACCUCUAUGAUAACAUCAGACCACAUCACCUCUUUGAUAACAUCAGACCACAUCACCUCUAUGAUAACAUCAGACCACAUCACCUCUAUGAUAUCAUCAGACCACAUCACCUCUAUGAUAACAUCAGACCACAUCACCUCUAUGAUAACAUCAGACCAAAUCACCUCUAUGAUAACAUCAGACCACAUCACCUCUAUGAUAACAUCAGACCACAUCAACUCUAUGAUAACAUCAGACCACAUCAACUCUAUGAUACCAUCAGACCACAUCAACUCUAUGAUAACAUCAGACCACAUCAACUCUAUGAUAACAUCAGACCACAUCACCUCUAUGAUAACAUCAGACCACAUCACCUCUAUGAUAACAUCAGACCACAUCACCUCUAUGAUAACAUCAGACCACAUCACCUCUAUGAUAACAUCAGACCACAUCAACUCUAUGAUAACAUCAUACCACAUCACCUCUAUGAUGACAUCAGACUACAUCACCUCUAUGAUGACAUCAGACCACAUCACCUCUAUGAUAACAUCAGACCACAUCACCUCUAUGAUAACAUCAGACCACAUCACCUCUAUGAUAACAUCAGACCACAUCACCUCUAUGAUAACAUCAGACCACAUCACCUCUAUGAUAAAAUCAGACCACAUCAACUCUAUGAUAACAUCAGACCACAUCACCUCUAUGAUAACAUCAGACCACAUCACCUCUAUGAUGACAUCAGACCACAUCACCUCUAUGAUAACAUCAGACCACAUCACCUCUAUGAUAACAUCAGACCACAUCACCUCUAUGAUAUCAGACCACAUCACCUCUAUGAUAACAUCAGAUCACAUCACCUAUAUGAUAACAUCAGACCACAUCAACUCUAUGAUAACAUCAGACCACAUCACCUCUAUGAUAACAUCAGACCACAUCAACACUAUGAUAACAUCAGACCACAUCAACUCUAUGAUGUCAGACCACAUCACCUCUAUGAUAACAUCAGACCACAUCACCUAUAUGAAAACAUCAGACCACAUCACCUCGAUGAUAACAUCAGACCACAUCAACUCUAUUAUAACAUCAGACCACAUCAACUCUAGGAUGUCAGACCACAUCACCUCUAUGAUAUCAGACCACAUCACCUAUAUGAUAACAUCAGACCACAUCACCUCGAUGAUAUCAUCAGACCACAUCACCUCUAUGAUAACAUCAGACCACAUCACCUCUAUGAUAACAUCAGAUCACAUCACAUAUAUGAUAACAUCAGACCACAUCAACUCUAUGAUAACAUCAGACCACAUCACCUCUAUGAUAACAUCAGACCACAUCAACACUAUGAUAACAUCAGACCACAUCAACUCUAUGAUGUCAGACCACAUCACCUCUAUGAUAUCAGACAACAUCACCUAUAUGAUAACAUCAGACCACAUCACCUCGAUGAUAACAUCAGACCACAUCACCUCUAUGAUAACAUCAGACCACAUCACCUCUAUGAUAACAUCAGACCACAUCACCUCUAUGAUAACAUCAGAUCACAUCACCUAUAUGAUAACAUCAGACCACAUCAACUCUAUGAUAACAUCAGACCACAUCACCUCUAUGAUAACAUCAGACCACAUCAACUCUAUGAUAACAUCAGACCACAUCAACUCUAUGAUGUCAGACCACAUCACCUCUAUGAUAAAAUUAGACCACAUCACCUAUAUGAUAACAUCAGACCACAUCACCUCGAUGAUAACAUCAGACCACAUCAACUCUAUUAUAACAUCAGACCACAUCAACUCUAUGAUGUCAGACCACAUCACCUCUAUGAUAUCAGACCACAUCACCUAUAUGAUGACAUCAGACCACAUCACCUCUAUGAUAACAUCAGACCACAUCACCUCUAUGAUAACAUCAGACCACAUCACCUCUAUGAUAACAUCAGACCACAUCACCUCUAUGAUAACAUCAGACCACAUCACCUCUAUGAUAAAAUCAGACCACAUCAACUCUAUGAUAACAUCAGACCACAUCACCUCUAUGAUAACAUCAGACCACAUCACCUCUAUGAUGACAUCAGACCACAUCACCUCUAUGAUAACAUCAGACCACAUCACCUCUAUGAUAACAUCAGACCACAUCAACUCUAUGAUAACAUCAGACCACAUCACCUCUAUGAUAACAUCAGACUACAUCAACUCUAUGAUAACAUCAGACCACAUCAACUCUAUGAUGUCAGACCACAUCACCUCUAUGAUAACAUCAGACCACAUCACCUAUAUGAUAACAUCAGACCACAUCACCUCGAUGAUAACAUCAGACCACAUCAACUCUAUUAUAACAUCAGACCACAUCAACUCUAUGAUGUCAGACCACAUCACCUCUAUGAUAUCAGACCACAUCACCUAUAUGAUAACAUCAGACCACAUCACCUCGAUGAUAACAUCAGACCACAUCACCUCUAUGAUAACAUCAGAACAUAUAAACUCAAUGAUAACAUCAGACCACAUCACCUCAUUGAUAACAUCAGACCACAUCACCUCUAUAAUAACAUCAGACCACACCACCUCGAUGAUAACAUCAGACCACAUCACCUCUUUGAUAACAUCAGACCACAUCACCUCUAUAAUAACAUCAGACCACACCACCUCGAUGAUAACAUCAGACCACAUCACCUCAUUGAUAACAUCAGACCACAUCACAUCUAUGAUAACAUCAGAACACAUAAACUUGAUGAUAACAUCUGACCACAUCACUUCCAUGAUAACAUCAGACCACAUCACCUCAUUGAUAACAUCAGACCACAUCACCUCUAUGAUAACAUUAGUACAGACCACAUCACCUAUAUGA
Molecule: messenger RNA, 2997 nt
Organism: Coregonus sp. 'balchen'
Lineage: Eukaryota; Metazoa; Chordata; Actinopteri; Salmoniformes; Salmonidae
Source: the annotation of a GenBank genome assembly